Messenger RNA from Periophthalmus magnuspinnatus, 890 nucleotides. It is a transcript of the gene c1d, whose product is annotated as C1D nuclear receptor corepressor. The transcript has 5 exons. Gene Ontology annotation, cellular component: nucleolus; exosome (RNase complex). The record is from RefSeq and is a predicted model, not a curated record. NCBI's taxonomy places the organism in Eukaryota, Metazoa, Chordata, Actinopteri, Gobiiformes, Gobiidae. Bases 196 to 663 code for a protein of 155 amino acids. Gene Ontology annotation, molecular function: RNA binding; DNA binding. Gene Ontology annotation, biological process: regulation of gene expression; maturation of 5.8S rRNA.
GUCCACUCAGAAUCAUUUCCGGUUUGGAGCUACAACGUGCUGUGCUGCUAAAUAAGUAAUUUAUUAAACGAAAUCUUGGAUUGCCCUGUACCUUUGUCCACUGAUGCAUUAUUUAGGUUGUUAUCACGCCACUAGUGAGUGAUUAUUUCCGAGAGUAUCGUGUGUUAAGCUGUUGUUUUACUGCACGAUCAGAGGAUGGCGGAGAAUGCCAGUAACGAAGACUAUCCUCAUGAGAUCGACGAACAGCUCACGGGCUUUGACUCGGCUGUUUCGAGUGUUAAAAACAUGUUGGACACCUUGAUUUCCAUGCCCAGAAAUGAUCUGCUGCAAAAGCUGGAUCCACUGGACCAGGCAAAACUUGAUCUGAUGUCUGUCUACACAUUGAACUCUCUGUUUUGGAUGUACUUGGUCACUCGAGGCAUUAAUCCAAGAGACCAUGGCAUCAAACAGGAACUGGAGAGAAUAAGGACUUAUAUGAACAAAGUGAAAGAGAUAACAGAUAAAAAGAAAGCGGCUCGUCUGGAUAAAGGUGCUGCGUCUCGCUUUCUCAGGAACGCACUAUAUGAUCCAGAGGAGAAGAAUUCAGCAAAGAAAUCUGCAUCCAAGAAGGCAGCAGAGACAUCAUCAGACACACCUCAAAGAAAGAGGUCAAAGCAGAGCUGAGGACAGACAGGCUGUGCUUUUGGACACGUUCUAAACAUAUUUAAGCCUCACUAUGUCCACUUUCAAGAUGUAAUGGAAGAGAGUCGUUAAAUGAAAAGUACCUACAAUUUGAGAAGAAGAAAAAAAAGUCUCAUCUCACCUGUUUUUGAUUUAUUUUUGUAUUUUGACAAAUUUCACAUAAACAAUAUGCUUUUUAACAAAAUGUUGUUUUUCCAUAUUGAUCCAAA